Messenger RNA from Salpingoeca rosetta, 1879 nucleotides. RefSeq lists its product as uncharacterized. Gene Ontology annotation, molecular function: GTP binding; GTPase activity. The coding region runs from base 162 to 1616 and encodes 484 amino acids. The transcript is spliced from 11 exons. NCBI's taxonomy places the organism in Eukaryota, Choanoflagellata, Craspedida, Salpingoecidae. The record is from RefSeq and is a predicted model, not a curated record.
UGCACUUGUGGCUUGCUUGGCUGUUGCGGAACUGCGUCUGUGUGUGUGUGUGUGUGUGUGUGUGUGUUGUUCGUCUUUCUCUUUGUUUGUGUUGGGGUGACAUGAAGUGAACAAAUGGCGCAUUCAUUCAGCGACGUACAGCGCGCCGACUACCCACGGUGAUGGUACGCGAUACGGGCAGCAAGAACGCCGGUGGCGACCGCGGGGGCCGACAUGCGACAUCGUCGUCGUCCUCCUCCUCGCUGCAGCCGACUACGGGCACAGCCACCGGCACAAGCCACAACCGCAUCAACGAGAAGAUCAUCGCACACCUGCGCGAGCUGUACACACAGCCACAGACGGGCCUGAUUGACAUUGGUAGGAAGGUUGGCAGGCAGCUGCUUCCGCCCCGAGAGAAGAUCACCGUCCUACUCAUCGGCAACCACUCGGCCGGCAAGAGCACCUUCAUCAACUGGUACAUUGAAGAGACGUUGCAGAAGACGGGCGUGGCAAUGGAAACCAGUCAGAUCACCCUUGUCACCUCUGGGCGUCGACGCGAACAGCUUGGGGGCGAGGCCACGGUUGAAGCGUUCCCAUUCAUCAAGGACAUUGUCGAAGAAGCUGGGUUGAAGAGCAGCAUUGUCACAGAGGUGUCUGCGUCUCGCCAAAAGGCCUUUCCUUUGAUUACGUUUGUGGACACGCCUGGGCUGGUGGAUGGAGAGAUGCAGUAUGCCUUUGACAUCAAGAGGGCUCUUCUCAACCUGGGGCAGAUGGCAGACCUGAUUGUGGUGUUCUUUGACCCCAUUGGUCAGGCGCUGUCGAAACGAUCACUGGACAUUGUGGAGGCACUUCAGGCCCAGUGCGGUGACAACCACCACAAGAUCAGGUACUACCUCUCAAAGGCAGACACCGCCGGCACAGACCAGGACCGGCAAAAAGUGAUAACGCAGAUUAUCCAGAACAUGUGCCGGCGGCCCGCGCUGAACCAAGUUGCCUUUGAACUGCCCACCAUCUACAUCCCAAACGACUCUGACCCGCUGGAGAACAGCCGGGUCCCAAAUCAGAUUGAAGAGUUGGAGAUGCGCAUCAAGGAAACAAUCAACCACGUCGUGCAGAAUUCCCUCAACCAAUUCAAGAGUGACUCUGAGACUGUUCUGAACAGCAUUGACGAGACAAUCACCGAGCAGGAGAAGAAGCGGGCAAAGCAGCUUCAAUUUGUUCUGAUGGGCGCCGUGCUAAUGGCUGUGGGUGUGCUGUUGAUUGCUGCCGGCGCCCUUGCCCUUGUGGCCAUGCUUGCUGGGGACACACCAACUUGGCACGAGAUUGACCUGCACGCGUCCCCCUGGUUCUGGACCAUCACCUUUGCCAGCUACAAUGCAGUGACGCUGUUCAUGCGCCUGGCGGGCGAUUCGCUCGUUGGCCAAUAUGCGGCGCCCUGGACAUAUGUCACGCUGACGGCUGCUUCAUUUCUGGCUGGACACGCGCUUGCGUUUAAGCGUGGCAAUGUCCUCACCAAAGCGCAGCUGCAGGCCCUUCGCACUGAUCGCCAGACUGUCAAGAUGAGUCUGGAAAACAACUUCAAGACGCUGUACAGCACAUAUCUUGGGGAGGCAGUGGGUAACACCCGCUCCCUGUGACGCUGUGGCCUUCCUGUGUGCUGUUUUGACAAGUGCCGGCACGUGUCUGCUCGUGUUGUGAGACGAGGUGCUGCAGGAUCAACGUAUUUGCACACCCUUGCCCACUCGCCACUCGAAGCAACAUGAAGCCUGAUGCCUUUGCGCGCAACACGCACACACACACACACACACGCACACACACACACACACACACACACACACACACAUGCACACUCGGUGAUGCGACGCUUUGCUUUCGUGAAUCAAAUCAGAGGGAAUGUCAG